AUGGUGUUUCCGACGUAUCUAUUAAUUCUGCCAUUUAAGCUUGCCGAUCAAGAAGUGAUCGAGUUCUAUGGUCAGAACGCUUCGAACACGAUCCCCGGAGCCCCCGAUUUGGCCCUUCGUUAUGCUGUCGACGGACAGCGCGACCUAACAAUCCACAAACCACUUCCGACGGCAAGCACUGGGUCCAAAUUCCAGCUUCGAAACAAAGUGAUUGGAAUUUACGACAAAGGCUCUGCGGGAAGUUCGUUUGAUACAGAGCAAAAGAUUGUCGAUACUGUGACCGGGGAAGUGUACACUACGACCCGAAGUGUGAGUUUCGUUCCGAAACAAGGAAACUGGGGUGGCCCAAGAGGCCCCACAAUGCCUCUUUACCAUUUUCCAAGCCGAGCACCAGAUGCAACAUACGAAGUCCAGACCACGGAUAAUACGGUAUUUCUCUACCGUCUAAAUGGAGAUUACAAUCCACCUCAUGCGGUUCCAUACCCAGGACUGAAGAUGGGACUCGGCGGCGUCAUUAUCCAUGGUCUUUUUACAUAUAGCUCAACAUGUUACGGAAUCGUGAGCAAGAUUUUCGCGGGUGAUGCAGGUCGACUUAAAUUCUUUGGAGCCAGAUUUGCCUUUACUGUUAGACCUGGCGACAAAUUGACCACGACCAUGGUGGAUGGGUAUGGUUGA
This is a messenger RNA of Penicillium expansum, 675 nucleotides long. RefSeq names its product MaoC-like dehydratase. Lineage: Eukaryota; Fungi; Ascomycota; Eurotiomycetes; Eurotiales; Aspergillaceae. The coding region runs from base 1 to 675 and encodes 224 amino acids. The transcript has 4 exons. The record is from RefSeq and is a predicted model, not a curated record. Gene Ontology annotation, cellular component: peroxisome.